CCCUGCCCUGCCCGCCGAUGCUGCGCGAGGGCCGGGCGCAGGGGGCUCGGGAUCCGCUCCGGCUGCAGCGCGAGAGGAGGCUCCGAGGAUCCCCUGCUGACUCGAGAGCGGCGCUACAGCCAGCCAGGCGCAGGCUCCCACCCUGGCAGCCAGGCAGACCGUGCAGGAGCUGAAGGCGGACGCAGGAGCCAUGAGCAGCGCCGUGCUGCUGACUCACCUCCCGGACCCCAGCACCAGCUUCAGGGAGGAUGCCCCGCGCCCCCCUGUGCCAGGGGAGGAAGGGGAGGCACCAUGCCCGCAGCCUGCCUGCGCCUUCGCCAUGAAAAGCCAAAGCUUCGAGGCCGUGCCGGUGUCCUCGGCCCCCAGGAGGAACGAGGAUGGCUUGGGAGAGCCGGAAGGCAGCGCGUCUCCGGACUCCCCUCUGGCCAGAUGGACCAAGUCCCUGCACUCUUUGUUGGGGGAUCAAGAUGGUGCCUAUCUCUUUCGGACCUUCCUGGAACGGGAAAAAUGCGUGGAUACCUUAGACUUCUGGUUCGCCUGCAAUGGCUUCAGGCAGAUGGACCUUAAGGAUACCAAAACUUCGCGGGUAGCCAAAGCUAUAUACAAACGGUACAUCGAGAACAACAGCAUCGUCUCCAAGCAGCUCAAGCCGGCCACGAAAACCUACAUACGGGAUAGCAUCAAGAAGCAGCAGAUAGAUUCGGUGAUGUUUGAUCAGGCACAGACUGAGAUUCAGACUGUGAUGGAGGAAAAUGCUUACCAGAUGUUUUUAACUUCUGAUAUAUACCUCGAGUACGUAAGGAGUGGGGGAGAGAAUCCUGCUUACGUUCACGGCAACGGACUGGGGAGCUUAAAAGUGGUCUGUGGCUACCUCCCGACCUUGAACGAAGAAGAGGAGUGGAGCUGCGCGGACUUUAAAAGCAAAAUCUUGCCAUCUGUCGUUGGGUUGUCUAGCAAGACUUUGAGGGUUACAGCCAAUGUCAGAGCUACGGAAACUGUCGAGAAUGGAUACAGGUCCUUCAAGAGGAAUGAUCCUGUUAACCCAUACCAUGUGAAUUCUGGCUAUGUUUUUGCCCCAGCAACUAGCGCAAACGAUAGCGAAAUAUCUAGCGAUGCCUUGACUGAUGACUCCAUGUCCAUGACAGACAGCAGCGUAGAUGGAAUCCCUCCUUAUAGACUUGGGAGCAAGAAGCAGCUCCAGAGGGAGAUGCAUCGGAGCGUUAAGGCUAAUGGUCAAGUUUCUCUACCUCAUUUUCCAAGAACCCACCGUCUUCCUAAGGAAAUGACCCCUGUGGAACCAGCUACCUUCGCUGCUGAACUCAUCUCCCGGUUGGAAAAGCUAAAGCAAGAGCAAGAAACCAUGGAUAGUCUGGAGGAGAGGCUACAGCAAAUCAAAGAGGAUGAAGAGAAGGAGGGAACAGAGCUCCCUGUCAACACACAGACCAAUCGGGAGGCAGCAAGCACCCAGCAUCAGCAACACCCGCUCGCUCUCCUACCAUCCGGCAGCUACGAGGAAGACCCGCAGGCGAUCCUAGAUGACCAUCUGUCGCGAGUGCUGAAGACCCCUGGCUGCCAGUCGCCUGGCAUGGGGCGGCACACCCCUCGCUCCCGCUCCCCAGACCGCCUCCCAGGCAGCAAGCAACAGCAGGGCGCGGCCUUGCCAGCUGCUUGCACCCUCAUCAGCAAAGGAUUUAUCACCAAGCAGACAACGAAGCACGUCCACCACCACUACAUCCACCACCACACCAUCCCCAAGACGAAAGAGCAGAUUGAAGCCGAGGCGGCGCAGCGCGUCCAGUGCUUCUGCGCUGGGGGCAGUGACUACUACUGCUACUCCAAAUGCAAGAGCCACUUGAAAGGCACGGACCUACCUCUGGCUCAGCUGGAUCAGUUUGGCAGGACAGGCACGCUGACGAAGAGGAAUGGCAAGAUAAUGGACGGUGUAGCCGUGCCAGCUGGGGAAGGAGGGCUCCCCGUAACGCCGGGGCUCCAGUUACCUGGAGGCGACGCAGACCGGUCGCAGAAUGUCUGGCAAUGGAUGUUGGAGAGCGAGAGACAAAAUAAGCACAAGCCCCAUAGCACACAAAGCACAAAGAAGGCCUACAAUUCGGAGUUCGUCAGGGGGGCUCCCGGCGAGCGCCCAGGCCGCCACCACCUGUGGGGCAACAACAGCCACCCGCGUGGGGUGCAGCCCGCCCACCCGUUUGUCCAGGAUCCUGCCAUGCCCCCGCUGACCCCACCCAACACCCUUGCACAGCUGGAGGAAGCGUGUCGCAGGCUCGCGGAGGUGUCCAAGCCCCAGAAACAACGAUGCUCAGCCUCAAAUCAACAGAGGGAUCGAAAUCACUCAGCUGCCAUCCAGGGAGGAAAUGCCCCUUUUUGCAAUGCAAGUCUAACUACAGAAGAUCACAAAGAGCCAAAGAAACUCCCAGUCGCUCACACCUCCCAGUCUAGCGAGUUGGUUGUCACAUAUUUUUUCUGUGGAGAAGAAAUUCCCUACAGGAGGAUGUUAAAGGCCCAGAGCCUGACACUUGGGCACUUUAAAGAGCAGCUGAGCAAAAAGGGAAAUUAUAGGUAUUACUUUAAAAAAGCAAGUGAUGAAUUUGACUGUGGUGCGGUUUUUGAAGAAAUUUGGGAAGAUGACACAGUUCUGCCCAUGUACGAAGGAAGGAUUCUUGGAAAAGUAGAGAGGAUUGAUUGAUGGCAUUGGUGUUCUUUUUAGAAAUCCUAAGCUAGAGAUGUCUCUGGACACACAGUAGUGACAAGGGGGAAAAACAACUCUGAAGGAAAGUUUUGAACCAAUGAAGAAAAAAAAAGGCAAGGUCUAUGAAGACUUUGCUGAAUUAGCCUUAGAGGAAAAAAUGGCAUUUAUUAUUCAUGAGUUGGGUACCGAGAUGAUAAAAACCCUGAACUAUUUAUUAAAAACAUGACCACUGUUGGCUAUUGGAGAUGCAGACCAUGUUUGAGAGACUUCCAUACAUAAUAUAUGACUUCCUGGGGAUCUGAAAUCUAUGGACUAAGAGAAACUGUGUAUAGCUUACCUUAACAGUAAUCCUUAUUGAUAUUUAUUGAACAGUCUGAUUUUUCCCUUAAGUCCAGUUUAUGGAUAUGCUGCUUUAACAAUGGAGAAGAGAGGGGAUAUGGGAGGAGGGUAUAUAUUUUUUGUGUGUUGUUCCCACUAUCUAAAAGUUCAGCUCCAAGUUCAUUAAUAAUUUCUUUCCUUUUACAAAGAAAGGAAACAUGUUGUGCCCAGCACUUCUCCAAGUGAAGAUAAAAGCUCUAAAGAAAAGUUGGUGUGGGGGGAAACCUUGACUGAAAAAAGAAAAGCAAAGAAAACAACCCUACCAUUCACUUGUCUAGAGAUGGGUGCAUUUUAAUCUAUGCUGCUCUGAUCCAAAAUAAAGGUCUUAAGCAUUCUACAUGUUUGAUGCAACACAGCAACGGUGAUUGGUUUUUGUCCAGGGGUUUCUGUGGCGUGAGGCUUUCUAUUGUUGCUUUCAUUGUGUGGGACUCCAAGUUGUGUCCGGGGCCUGUCUAUGCCAAGGCAGCCUAUAGCAAAUGCAGACCUAGGAAGAGAGCUGAACAAGCAGCCAGCCAGUUCUCAUUUCCACGUUAACACGCCAAAAGGAUGCAUUGCAAAACCAGAUUAUAAUCCAGAUGUGUAUUCUACAUUGGCUAGGAAAAAUAGCUAUCUUUCUACUUCAGCGUUAGCACAUCUUGUAUUUAAGACCACAUGCAAAUGCAGUGGGGUGGGUUUUCAGACAUGUUUUAUCUUCUCUACAUAGCACCCAUUUGAGCCAAUGGGAGUUGUGCUAAGGCUCUAUGCUACACUUUGAAUAGCUUCCUCUUCCUCUGUGCGUGAGUGUGUGCGCGUGUGUACAUUGUUGGGACAAAGCAACCCUUUUCCAAGAAAGACCUUCCAUUUCUACAUUUGGGUUUUAUGUUGAUUAAGUUAAUCUGUGCAUUGUUUGCCAUUGCUACUUUGUGUAAGUCUGUAUAUAUUGUAGAAAGUGUAUGGUGAAAAUAUUAAUACACUAUCUCUAGUGUUUUUAAAAUUUAAUCAGUACAGUACCUGUGCCUGCAUGGUUUUACUAUGCCAUGUUUUGCCCUAUAUUCAGGGUUCAAGCUUUCCCUUGUUUGUUUAAGGGGUUUAUGUAUAAAUAUAUUUUAUGCCUUUUAUUACAAGUCCUGUACUCAUGACUUUUGCCAUGGCAUUUUGUUCUACUUAUACUGUAAAUUAUGCAUUAUAAAGAGUUUCAUUUAAAGAAAAUUACUUGGUACAAUAAUUAUUGUAAUUAAGAGAUGUAGCCUUUAUUAAAAUUUUAUAUUUUUCAAAUUAA
Messenger RNA from Gavialis gangeticus (Gharial), 4340 nucleotides. RefSeq names its product axin 2 (gene AXIN2). Lineage: Eukaryota; Metazoa; Chordata; Crocodylia; Gavialidae. The transcript is spliced from 11 exons. The record is from RefSeq and is a predicted model, not a curated record. Gene Ontology annotation, biological process: negative regulation of canonical Wnt signaling pathway. Bases 191 to 2701 code for a protein of 836 amino acids.